GUGCGGUAUUAAAAACUUCAGCAAAGCCGCUGCAUCAAUAACAAGUUUUCUUUAGAGCAUUUGACUCACAUUUCACGAUUAGUUUCUGGUUAAACAAGAGAAAAAUGUUUGUUUCCAACGAGAACGUCGGCGACAGAACCCGCUUAGAAGACUGGAGAAUUCGUGGCUACGAUCCCUUGUCUCCCCCAGACUUGUUGCAACACGAGUUGCCAGUCACAGAAAAAAGCAAAGCCUCUAUUUUGAAAGGCAGAGAUGACGCUGUCCAAAUCCUUAAUGGUGAUGACGACAGGCUUAUAGUGGUCAUCGGGCCAUGUUCCAUCCACGACCCCAGGGCUGCCCUUGACUACGCACACAGAUUGAAGAAAGAGGCCGAGAAACAUGCUGGCGAACUCCAUAUCGUCAUGAGAGCAUACCUUGAAAAACCAAGAACCACCGUUGGCUGGAAAGGCUUGAUCAACGACCCUGAAAUCGACGGUUCUUUCCAGAUCAACAAGGGUCUCAGAAUCGCGCGCAAGUUGUUCGUUGAGCUCACGGAAAUCUUGCCUAUUGCCGGCGAGAUGUUGGACACGAUCUCCCCCCAAUUCCUCUCCGACUUGGUCAGCGUGGGUGCCAUUGGCGCCAGAACCACGGAGUCUCAGUUGCACAGAGAAUUGUCUUCCGGGCUCUCUUUCCCCGUGGGUUUCAAGAACGGUACCGACGGCACGCUAGGUGUUGCCAUCGAUGCGUUGAGAGCUGCCUCCCACCCACACCACUUUUUGUCUGUCACGAAACCCGGCAUUGUUGCCAUUGUGGGAACCGACGGAAACCAGGACUGCUUUGUCAUUUUGCGUGGAGGCAAGCAAGGCACGAACUACGACGAGAAGUCCGUCAAGGACACGAAAGAGGCGUUGAAGAAAGCCAACGUGAUCAGCGACGACAAGAUCACGCGCAGAAUCAUGGUGGACUGCUCGCACGGCAACUCCAACAAAAACCACAGGAACCAGCCCCUUGUGGCCGCUGAGAUCGCCAGACAGGUCAGCCAAGGCGAGGAGGGUAUCUGUGGCUUGAUGAUCGAGUCCAACAUCGAGGAGGGCAGACAAGAUGUGCCUGCGCCCGAGCAAGGAGGCAAGGACGCCUUGAAGUACGGGUGCUCCAUUACGGAUGCUUGUAUUGGCUUUGAGGACACCAUUCCCGUGUUGCAGACUUUGGCCGACGCCGUGAAGGCCAGAAGAGCUGCUAGAAAGUAAGUGUAUAUAAGCAGUAUAAGGACAAGUGAUUGGGCACGAGUGGCGGGUGCGUCAACACACCACCCACAGGUCUGUAGUUAU
Messenger RNA from Metschnikowia bicuspidata var. bicuspidata NRRL YB-4993, 1307 nucleotides. RefSeq names its product 3-deoxy-7-phosphoheptulonate synthase (gene ARO3). The transcript is spliced from 2 exons. The record is from RefSeq and is a predicted model, not a curated record. Gene Ontology annotation, cellular component: cytoplasm. Gene Ontology annotation, molecular function: 3-deoxy-7-phosphoheptulonate synthase activity. Lineage: Eukaryota; Fungi; Ascomycota; Pichiomycetes; Serinales; Metschnikowiaceae. Gene Ontology annotation, biological process: aromatic amino acid biosynthetic process. Bases 105 to 1226 code for a protein of 373 amino acids.